Messenger RNA from Prorocentrum cordatum, 798 nucleotides. NCBI's taxonomy places the organism in Eukaryota, Dinophyceae, Prorocentrales, Prorocentraceae. The record is from the annotation of a GenBank genome assembly.
AUCCUCUCCCGAAACGAAACUGGCGGCGCGCACAGUCACGAGCUCUGCUCGACGGCGAGCCCGAGGGGAAAGUGAGAAGGGAGGGGUCGAGGGGGAGGAGCCUCGACGGCUCGCCCCUCCCUUCGUGGCACCGAGCCGCUCGAGAGGAGCGCGGUCUCUGCAGCGCACGCCCUGCCCAGCGGAGAGCGCCCGAGAGCGUCCAAGAGCGAGCAGCGUCCCGCGGGGGGGAGGCCCUGCUCCCGGAGGCGGGCAAGAAGGAGCCCCUCCGUCGGCCGACCGGCCAGGUCCGGUGGCCCUUCGCCGUGCGGCGCUCGGUGCAGGAGUCGGCACCGAGGCAAGGCAAGCACAGAGAUCCCGAACAUACACACACGACCCAGGCAGCGCGAACAGCUCGCAAGCCCAGCAGGGCAAAGAUGUCUCAGAACCACCGUCUGUGCAAAAAACAGUCGGCGCAUGUGGCUUUGAUCGCCUGGUGCACACUGCUUGAAUCCCUCCAGCAAGCUUCUAGUAGGCCAUUUCCAUUGCGAUUGGAAGGACACAUAUACGAACGAUGGCGGUCGCUGAGCCACACGGCGUAACCACAUGGGGCCAGUCGGCAAGUUUCUAUAAAAAGUGCACGAAGGCUAACCGCCCCGCGCUACCAUCAAACUUCACAGUCUCGCUCACGGCUGUAUGAGAAAAACGUGUUCAUGCCGAUCGCACCUUUUGACAUCUAGCAUGUGCAGGAAGCGUGGCGGGAACUCCGACGCGUCCCCACGCAGUGAUCCACGACCCUCGCAUACAAACAGGCUUAAAGGA